Dioszegia hungarica is the source of this 2304-nucleotide messenger RNA. Its product is annotated as WD40-repeat-containing domain protein. The transcript has 9 exons. The record is from RefSeq and is a predicted model, not a curated record. Gene Ontology annotation, molecular function: protein binding. The coding region runs from base 1 to 2304 and encodes 767 amino acids. NCBI's taxonomy places the organism in Eukaryota, Fungi, Basidiomycota, Tremellomycetes, Tremellales, Bulleribasidiaceae.
AUGCCCCGCGGAGACGAAACACCGACCGGGCGGCGGCCCAUUCGAUCCGCUCUGGACCCGCUGUCCCAGCCGUACUUUUCUGGUCUGACUACGGCGGCUAGUAUGGCCAAGGAGGCUAUCAUGGGUGGUCUGGGAUCGGACUAUAGGCGGUCAGAGAGUAUGCGGAUACUAUCAGACUUGACUCCGGCAAUGAUGAACCCCCGAAUCAUAGGUCAAGCGUCAAGCUCGAAACGCUCUCUCCCACCAGGCGCACGACCUCACUCUCUUCUUCGGCUCCCUACUUCCCUUCCUUCCAGCUUCGCCACGAUCUCGACCAAAACCACCUCUUCCUCCCUCGCGAUCCUCGAAUCCGUCGACAAGCUCGCCUCUCUCUCAUUGGAUCAGCCCCGGCUGCACUCUCUACAAGAAGAACAGCCCAGUCUUAUCCGCGGCUUCAAAGCUACGAUCCCUUCAUCGGAGAUGGCAAAGCAGCGGCGUCGGCUCAUAAGGGGCGGAAUGGCCGAAGAGGAGUUGGGUGGGAAGAUGGGAUUGAAGCGAUUAGGGGAUAGAGCGAGAGGGCUGCUGACUGAGGGAGGGGAGGAAGGUGAGGGGUCAGAGAGUAGUGCGGAUGUAGGAGGGAGGAGGAGCCGGCGGAAAGCGAGGGAAAAGAGGCGGGCGGGGGAGGGAAAGCAUGUCAAGGGGAAGUAUCAUCUCGAGGAUCUGGUGAAGCAGGCGGAUGAGAUUGCGCAGGAUAAGGAUAAUCUGCAGACGAGAUCCGUCAGUUACUCGCUAAUACACGCCGAAAUCGGAGAAGUGUCCGCCAAGAUCGAUACCCUCGAAGAAAUCCGACGGCGGCUGGAAGAAUCCCUCCUCCAUCUCCAAGAAGAACAGCUCGAGCUAGACGACGAGCUCGAAGGCGUACAGGAGCUGAUGACGUCCCCGGAGAUGACCUCUGCGGCGGGGACGAAAGCGUUGCCGAAUUCUGCGAGUGGGCUGAGUACGAAGAGCUCGAGGCGGAGAAGAGGGCCGGCGUUCUUGCCUAGCGAGCAUGACGAUUUGCCGUCUGGUGUGGCCUUCAUGACACUGAUGGGGCAUACGGGCCCAAUCACGGCGCUGGACUUUGACGAGCCGUAUGGGAUGCUGGUCACUGCGGGGCAGGACGAUGUUGUGAAGGUGUGGGACCUAUGUGAUGGGGAGGAGAUAGGCCAAUUGCGAGGGCACAAUGGAAUGGUCAAAGCCUUGCAAGUGGAAGAUACCCUCUGUCUGACCGGAGGCGCAGAUGGCGCAGUCCGUCUUUGGGAUCUCCGACUAGUCGACGACUUCGAGGAUCGACUCCAAAAGAUGACGCAGCAUGAGGAUGAGAGGAAUGUCUUGGAUCGGAUUGCGGAGCAUGAUGAUGGGGAAGGAUUCGACUGGGAUGAGGGACCGAGCGGGUAUACGGACCAUACGGCGAUGAGCAGGCUGGAGGAGGAUAAUGGGCCGUGUGUGAGGGUCUUGGAGGGGCAUAGUAAGGCCGUCACGUCGCUGUAUUACGAGGACAAUGUCUUGGUCACCGGUUCCAGCGACAAGACGAUCCGUAAAUGGGACGUCACCACCGGUCAAUGCGUCCUGACCAUGGACAUUCUCUGGGCAAUCUCCAACCCCCCUCCACAAGCCCCGUCUGCGCCCUCCUCGUCCUCCCGCCGCAAACCUGCACUCCGACAUCGCUCCUCCACCUCAUUUGGCUCAAAUCACUAUGACGACCUCCUCCCGUCCCCGGGGCCCGGUACUGGGCUCAUGGGCGCCGGCAUGUCGGGCGCGCAGCUUUUGGCUGCGGCGACGAGCGCGCAGUUUGCGGUGCCUACCCCGCCCUAUGCGGAUGGAACGUGGGAGAUGUAUCAGGACUUUGUGGGCGGGUUGCAGUUCUGGGGGUAUGCGCUGGCGAGUGGGAGUGGAGAUGGAGGGGUGCGGAUGUGGGACUUGCGGACAGGACAAGCACAUCGCACCCUCGUCGGUCAUACUGCUCCGGUCACUUGCCUCCAAUUCGACGAGAACCACGUCGUUACCGGAUCACUGGACAAGACCAUCAGAAUAUGGGAUAUACGGCAAGGUGCAGUGGCCGAGACGCACCGGUACGAGUACCCCGUUACAGCGCUGCAAUUCGACAGCCGCAAAGUCGUCGCGUGUACAGGCGAGAACGGCGUCGAGGUAUACAAUAGGACGACACACGCACACACCAGGCUCAUCGUCAAUGGCCAUACGAAACCAGCCGAGAAGUUGCGCUUUAUCGACCGGUAUCUCGUCAGCGGGGGCAGAGAUGGGUGUGCCAAAGUCUGGUCCAUGUAG